ACAUUGGGGUAUUUCCUCUCACAUUCAUCAGCCUCCUUUAGGUGUAUCAUUAUUUUUAAUGUGUUCAGGUUUAUAAUAACAACAUUCUCUUCUGCAGCUAUGCUUUUCACAGACUUAAUGUGGAUUCAAUAUUCAGUUCAUCGAGCAUUUUUUUUCCUCUUUACUUCUUGGCUGGCUAGAUUUGAUCAUGAAUUAUUUUUAAGAAUGGCUCCUGGGCCUAAUGUUUUCUGACUUCUUACAUCGUCAUUUUGUUCUAUUUAUCAUUUUGUGCUGCAAUGACAGGUUGUUGGGACAUAAUAUUCUGGGUAUCCCUUUCUUAACCCAGACCUUUGCAGACAUUGCACCCUUGUAUCUGGUGUGAAAUAAAUUCUGGAGAAGUCAGAGGCUAGUCUGAUUUUUUUUCUCCAUAUGGAUGACUUGCUUUUUAUUCCUUAGAUGAGUGAAUAAUUCUUUCUUAAUAAUUGAGUUCAAAAACCUAAUGUAGAUAUAACUUGAUUUAAAUUGUUCUUAUUAAUUAUUACUAAAACUUAGGAAAUUUUUUGAAAACACAGGUUUUGCAUAUAAUUGGUAUUUUUUUUUAAUCUUGUUUUGGGAUCUAUUACACCUUUCCAGAAGUGAAUUUAUUUCCUUUUAAACUACCUCCAAUUCAGUAUGUUGUGUGGCAAAAAUCAAGCGCUCUUGGCGAUGUUUUCUGAUCUGUUGUGAUCCAGUGAACCUGGGUGUUGGGUGGGCGUUUUCACUGCUUUGGCUAGUUGUAUCACUUUCAUCUGAGAUAUAUUUUCUUUCUUACAGUUUAAUGCUCUAAAUAUUAGAGGGAAUUAUUGAAUAUUCUCAGGGUUUGCUGACAGUUUUUUUUUUUUUUUUUUUUUCUGUAGAUAAUGACUCUGGGAAGUUAGGCUAGGAUUGGAAUCAUGCAUGGGACUCUCCUCUGUGUUUUUCCUUGGUCGUGAACUUUACCAAUUUUUAACAUUCACCUUUCCCAGAGAUUUAAGUCAUUUCCUUGACAUUGCUAAUGACUGUUUCUGACUUUUAAUAUUUUGUAUUCAUUUUAUUAGUACUGGGAGGACUAUUGAGUGGCCUGAAUUAAUUUGAUCAUAUUUCUUCAGAAGUUCUGCCUGUAGAGUAUAUUUAUAUAUUAAUUAACCUUUUACAAAUAAUAAAGAGCGUUACAUCUUAAGGAUUUUUCCCUGUUAUUAUUCAAUAAAUGAUUAAUACCAGGAGAGACUUUAAUUUGUGGUUAAUGUUUACUAAGUGACUUGCUCAAAAACAUUAGUUAGUAGGCAGCAUACAUAGUAAUCAGAUGCAGUUCUUUGGGCUUAAUGUCAAGUUCAGCACAGUUUUUACUAUGCUUUUCAUUUUUCACUCUUCUGAUAGGGUACACAUGUAUAUAUGUCAGUGAAAAGAUGUUUAUAGUUUGUUAUGUGUUCUUCCAACAAAGUGUGAUGUUCUGUCUUACAGCUCAAAUGAUAAGGUACAUGAAAGAGACCCAAGGUGGGAACCAAACAGAAGUAACAGAGUUUAUUCUCUUAGGACUCUCGGACAACCCAGAUCUACAAGUUAUCCUUUUUGUAUUGUUUCUUUUAAUCUAUAUGGCUACUAUGGUAGGCAAUUUGGGAAUGAUCAUGCUGAUUAAGGUUGAUUCCUGUCUCCACACUCCCAUGUACUUCUUCCUCAGCAGCCUCUACUUUGUUGAUGCCGCCCACUCUUCUUCUGUGACUCCCAAGAUGCUGAUGAAUCUUGUGACUGAGGGUAAGGCCAUUACUUUCAAUGGACGUGCUGCCCAGUUCUACUUCUUUGGUUCGUUCCUUGGGACUGAGUGCUUCCUGUUGACCGUGAUGGCGUAUGACCGCUACUCAGCCAUUUGGAAUCCCCUGCUAUACCCAGUUCUCAUGUCUGGGAGAAUUUGCUUCAUACUAGUGGCAACCUCAUUCCUUGCAGGCUUUGGGAAUGGAGCCAUUCACACAGGGAUGACUUUUAGAUUGUCCUUUUGUGGAUCUAAUCAAAUCAACCAUUUCUACUGUGAUAUUCCAUCUCUGCUUGAAAUCUCUUGUUCUGACAUCUACAUCAAUGGCAUUGUUACCAUGGCUUUCUCCACUUUUGAUGUCAUCAGCUGUGUUGUUACUGUCCUUUUUUCCUACCUGUGUAUCCUCGUCGCCAUCUUGAGAAUGCCCUCAGUAGAGGGCAGGCACAAAGCCUUCUCUACCUGUGCCUCCCACCUCACUGCUGUCACCAUAUUCUUUGGGACGAUUCUUUUCACUUACUUGCGCCCAACAUCUAGCUACUCAAUGGAGCAGGGCAAGGUUGUCUCUGUCUUUUAUACUGUGGUGAUCCCUAUGCUGAAUCCCCUCAUCUACAGUUUGAAAAAUAAGGAUGUGAAAGAGGCCCUAAAGAAGGUCUUACAGAAAACCAUACUGUGA
This is a messenger RNA of Loxodonta africana (African savanna elephant), 2417 nucleotides long. RefSeq names its product olfactory receptor 5AP2-like. Gene Ontology annotation, molecular function: odorant binding; G protein-coupled receptor activity; olfactory receptor activity. The record is from RefSeq and is a predicted model, not a curated record. Bases 1320 to 2417 code for a protein of 365 amino acids. Lineage: Eukaryota; Metazoa; Chordata; Mammalia; Proboscidea; Elephantidae. The transcript has a single exon. Gene Ontology annotation, cellular component: membrane. Gene Ontology annotation, biological process: sensory perception of smell; G protein-coupled receptor signaling pathway.